AUGGUCCAUAAGUUCAGUCUCCAGAACAGAGUCCUUGGGGCUGCAGAGAUGAAACACCAGACUACCUGUGGUAAAGCAGCUGCUCCACGCACCUCAUCCAUGCAGAAAAGCUGCUGCUGCUGGGCAGAGCGAUGCUCAAAGCAACACAGCACUAUCACAAAAACGUCCUCUUACGCUUUCUUCGUGCAAACCUGCCGGGAGGAACACAAGAAGAAAAACCCAGGGACCUCGGUGAACUUCGCAGAGUUCUCCAAGAAGUGCUCUGAAAGAUGGAGGACCAUGUCUUCCAAAGAGAAGGGCAAAUUUGAGGAAAUGGCCAAGACCGAUAAGGUUCGCUAUGACAGAGAGAUGAAAAACUAUGUGCCUCCUAAAGGUGCAAAGGGAGGGAAAAAGAAGAAAGAUCCAAAUGCGCCAAAGAGGCCACCAUCUGCUUUCUUUGUCUUCUGUUCUGAUCAUCGCCCAAAGGUGAAGAGCGAUCACCCGGGCAUCUCUAUUGGUGACAUUGCAAAGAAGCUUGGGGAAAUGUGGUCUAAGCUUUCACCAAAAGAGAAGUCUCCAUAUGAGCAGAAGGCCAUGAAGCUUAAGGAGAAAUAUGUUCAGGGCUUGAGGGAAAACAAAACCUUUGAGCUGGAUCUCCAGAGGCCGCGGCUGGAUGAUCAAUACAGCUACAACGGUUGGAGCCGCUACUGCUGGCAUAUUUACAGUGGUGACCUACUUCCUCAAGUGAGCAUGCUGCAGAAGCAGGCAAGUGCUUCAGGGAAGGUGAGGGGCGAAGCUUGCACCCGACUGGGUGAUGCCAAAGAACUAUUUAUACCCUCUGCUCAAGAGAAACCCUACAGACCCUGGGGUGCCCGUCCAAAAACAAGGAAGUAUUAG
Messenger RNA from Danio aesculapii, 876 nucleotides. RefSeq names its product high mobility group protein 1 homolog. NCBI's taxonomy places the organism in Eukaryota, Metazoa, Chordata, Actinopteri, Cypriniformes, Danionidae. The transcript is spliced from 4 exons. Gene Ontology annotation, biological process: regulation of transcription by RNA polymerase II. The record is from RefSeq and is a predicted model, not a curated record. The coding region runs from base 1 to 876 and encodes 291 amino acids. Gene Ontology annotation, molecular function: DNA binding, bending.